AUGAAGCUCAUCGCAUCGGUACUAAAUCCAGUACACAAUUUUGAUGCCCGCAGUACGGCGAUGCUAAGCUUACUAACUUUCAAGAACUGCUUUCUAAGUAAUGGGCGAGUUCUGAUUUUCCAGCUUAAGCCCUGUCGAAAGCUACAAACUACGAGGUUUGUUUUGGCUGAAUCCGUAGCCAGCAACAACGAUAUUCUAUUUAACGCAACUGCGUCCAUGAGAAAAAACAAGGAUGCUGCCAAGCUCAUGACUGAUAGAAUCCACUAUGUGAGCCCCGCAAAGCGCAAGCAAACAAGGACUCCUAGCACAGGUCACCAAAACAGGAAGCGCACCACCUUGAAAUGGAACACGGGGAGCGAGAGAGCGCAAGCCGCUGCGAACUUCACCCUGCGGCAAGUGUUUAAAAUGAAUGAGCGUGGUGUAGUAAAGGUUGUGAACCAAACUACAAACAAAUUAGAAGAGACAAGCAUUUUAAUUUGGGCAGGCGAACUGGAUCUUCAAAAACACGGGUUAGCAAUUGUCGAUGUUGAACAACGCGGCACGUUUAGUAUACCUCUCGUGAAAUUAGUUGAAAGUAAGACUGCGCUGAAGAAGUAUUCUGAUGAAUUAGCGAAACAAAAAGAAGAAGAGCUGACAAGACUGGGAUUUUCCUCCAAAAGGACUGGUAGGAAAAACGAGAAUGACAGCAACGAAGACAACUUGAAGCAAAUCAAGGUCUCAUGGCAAAUAUCUGACGCCGAUCUUAACAAGCAAAAGGCGAAUGAAAUUAUUUCUCAGCUUAAAAAAGGCUACAAAGUGUUUCUUUAUAUGAAUGGGAAAGAUGCAUUAAACAAGUCGAACUGGGCCGAGGACAUAACCGACGAAGAGCCAGCACACACAAGGAAACACUCAGACAGAGAGUUAGAGAGGCGUCAGCAUAUUGUCGAACAGCUACAAGUAAUCGUUAACGAAUUUUCGCUUUCACCAACUGUUGAAGGUAGCAUAGAAACAAGACUAAUAAUGAAGCUUAGCCCCAAGCCUGUUGCAAGCAAAAAGGAGGAUAGGAUGGCGUUGAAAGAACAGAGGAAAAGAGAGAGGCAAGAAAAGUUGGAAAGAAAGCUGGAGAAAAAAAAGCUCAGAAAUUCUGAGAACUAUUGA
This is a messenger RNA of Lachancea thermotolerans CBS 6340, 1137 nucleotides long. RefSeq names its product Aim23p (gene AIM23). Bases 1 to 1137 code for a protein of 378 amino acids. The record is from RefSeq and is a predicted model, not a curated record. The transcript has a single exon. Lineage: Eukaryota; Fungi; Ascomycota; Saccharomycetes; Saccharomycetales; Saccharomycetaceae.